AUGUAUACUAACGCCUUACUCAUCAGAAAUAACCCUCAGGACCAGAAGCGCAACUUGACCCCCAACAUCCCACAGCCAAACGCGUAUUCGGCCUCGCCGUCUCAGUUGACGCUGUCGUCUGACCUGACGUCCGGACACGGGUUGCCCAAUCCCUACCAACAGUACGGUUACGUGCCCGGUCCGCACGAUCCUUCAGCGUUUGGUUUCCCCCCACAGGCAGGAUACCGGCCACAACUCCAAACCCAGCAUCAUCGCCAUCCGCACGCGCACCAAUAUCAGCAACAAUCACCGACGAAUCCGCGCAAGAGGCGCGCAUCUGAGCUGGGUGACCCUUCGUUGCCAGGCUCGUCCAGCAGCAAUGCGAGCGCAUUCACCAACCCGUCUGGUCUUUUGUCAGCUGGGAGCGAUCUUUCAGGCGCAGGCUUGGACCUAGGCGCGCCGUCGCAGCAAACAUUACCCAGUCCGACCGUGAAGAAAGGGAGGACGAAUACGCCAUGGACGCCAGCGGAAGAGCAAAGGCUCAAAGCGUUGCGCGAUGCUGGGAGUAGUUGGAGCGAGAUCGCCAAGACGUUUCCCACGCGAACCGAAGGCAGCGUCAAGAAGCAUUGGUACAAAGACAUGCAUUAUGCGGAGUUUGCAGAAGACGAGAGCGCAGCGUUGCUGCAAGCCAUCAAAGAUUACGAGAACAACAAGUGGAAGGUGAUUGGACAGAAAGUGGGCAAGCCGGCGAAGGCUUGCGAGCAGUUUGCAAAGGAGCAAGGGUGGAAGGUCUGA
Molecule: messenger RNA, 774 nt
Organism: Zasmidium cellare ATCC 36951
Lineage: Eukaryota; Fungi; Ascomycota; Dothideomycetes; Mycosphaerellales; Mycosphaerellaceae
Exons: 4
Coding region: 1-774 (257 amino acids)
Biological process (GO): mitotic cell cycle; positive regulation of transcription by RNA polymerase II
Cellular component (GO): nucleus
Molecular function (GO): RNA polymerase II cis-regulatory region sequence-specific DNA binding; DNA-binding transcription factor activity, RNA polymerase II-specific
Source: RefSeq, a predicted model, not a curated record